AGCAAGCAUUCCAUAUGCCGCUCUCACCUAGCUGCCGCUACCACCGUUACCUCUGACCUCCUUGACAUCUGAUGCCAACACCCAACAGAACCCACCCACCCUCGUUUCCACUUGUUUCAGCUUUGCAAAACCGCAUACACAAUUCCUCGCCAUUGCCUUUCCCUUCUCCUGACAAUGGUUCCGACGAGAACGACUACUCUCCGAGACGAUGGACGGGGAUGAAAGCGCGGCCGCGCAGGCUCAAGGCAGAACAACCAAGCGAGACCGGUUCAAGGGCGCCCUUGCGCGGACAAAAUCCAAAUUCAAGAAACACAGUGAUAAUAAGAGUGAAGACACAGAUGUUCUGAGCGACGACGUCAACGACUUCCUCGCCGCAGGGAGAACGUCGACGUCGAGUUGGACCGAGGGCAAACAAACACCACACUCGGACGCUCCGAAGGACUAUGCGUCGUUGGACACGUCGCCGGACCAGGCCUCACCGCGGCCAUCGACGUCCGACUCGACGACGGUACCUAGACAAUCGCCCAGGAGGAUUGUGGUGCCGCGGAUCGACGUCUCGAGUUCACAGAGAUGGCCCGGGCAACAACCGAUCGGUCAACAAGGACGUCAAGGCGAAUCCGAACCCGCAUUCUUACGACCAGAGUACCAUUCAAGAAGCCAGUCUGCUACAUCGUUGACGAAGAGGAAAGGAAGAGCAAGAGGAUUGAGUGUCACUUUCAUCGACGACCCACCUGUGGUUAUAGGCGAAGGAGGCGACGAUGCCCCAACACCUCCGGUUGAGAUAUCCAAGGCAAAGGCAAAGGCACGCGCGAGAUCUGUUUCCCCCAUGUCAUAUCGGAGUCGACCAAGGGAUGCCGCGACGAACGACAGAAGCACACCCAUAAAUGGUCCUCGAGGGCAUCAUCCACCACCAGCCAACCGACAUGAACCGCCCGACGUGCUGAAGCCUAGAGGGCUGCGGAGAGCUCAGACCGGCAUGUCACCUUCCCCAGGGAGCCCUGCUUCUGGCCUGGACAGGGAAUUCGAGAUGACCCUUCGGCUUGCACCACCCGUGAGCUCGUCCAACGGUCAAGACACUUCCCAAACGCCCCAGAUCAUUGCCCCGAAACCUGUCCGUCCGGCUCAGCCACCGCCGGCCGUGAUCGAAAAACCAGAGUCUCAACUGGAGAAGACAGGAUUAUCAAGCACCGAUCUGAAGAAUCGCUUUCGAGAAGGAGAUGUUCUACGAAUGCACCACGAUCCUGAUGCUCCCAAUGUUGAAGAGAUGACUUCGGCAUCAGCCAUCAGCAAAGAAGUCAGUCCUGACCAACAAGAGGAUCGUUUCGGCUGGGUGUGAUCCCCCACACACUCGUUGUGCUACUCUACUGAGUUGACCCGACGUUGUCAGAGCUUUGAAGCCUUGAAUGAGAUCGUCCAGCAGAUCUCUGUCGUCCUCAAUACCCACGCUUAUCCGCAAAAGAUCUUUCUCCACCGUCGAGUCCGUCAUCGUCCGCCAUUCAAUCAAGCUUUCCACACCACCAAGGCUGGUCGCAUGGUGGAAGAGGUGCAACUUGCUCGGCAAUGCCCGAGCCAGUUCUGGGGUCUUCAUGACAAUGGAGAACACCGGGCCAUAGCCGUUUGGCAUCUGCUUCCUUAGCCAGGUUUUGUAGUCCUGGGUCUGAAGACUGGCAUGGUGGACCUUCUUCAAUACGGAUUUGAUGGUCUCUACCUCGGACUGCGAAAGUCCUGUACCGACUGUUGCUCCGGUCAAUGCGCCAUCGAGGGCAUCCACAAGCCGUUGCGCACUUUGACUUUGCCUCAUGACCCUCAAUUCCAAUGUCCGCACACUUCUUACUCCAAGCCAGCCUUCUAGACCACCCAUUACCGAACCCAGAAAUAACCUGUCCUCGAGCAUUUGCGGUAUCCAGUCCUUGUUCUUGACCGCCAGAACUCCGCAGAGCAUAUCCGAGUGUCCGCCGAUAUAUUUUGUGCCAGAAUGCAUGACAAUAUCAGCUCCGUGCUUGAAAGGGUCUUGCAGCGGUGGCGGUGCAAAGGUGGCAUCGACGCUGAGAUAUGCUCCUCUUGAAUGGGCAAUGUCUGCAUAAUGCUGGAUAUUGAAUGCCAGACCAGUCGGGUUGACGGGUGUCUCCAGGUGUACCAGGUCACCCUUUUCGAGCUCCUCGGGCUUGCAGUCUAGCGGGAGGAUCUUGCAUCCCGACAGUCUCUGAUGCAGCUUCAAGACUCCAUGACAGCCGUGGUAUCCAGCGCCAACUGCUACUCUUUUUGGGUUGAGGAACGUGAUCAGCGCAUUGAACGCCGCCAAGCCGGAGGAGUAUGUCAUGCAAGGGUUGCGCAGGAGAACUUCCAAGAUGGCUUCAAGCCUUGAGGUGCUGUGUGUGGUGUGUCGGGAGUAGCAGUGCUCUCCUUGCUCAUUGAUGGGUGUGGGACGCUCAUGGAAAGGGCGUAGUCGCUCAGGGUCCUUGUCGUAGCGAAAGGUCGUACUGACGUGGAUCGGCGGAGCAACGUCGUUAACCACAUUGAGAGGAUCGUCGGCGUGGACGGCUUGUGUAGCGGGAGAUAGUGAAGAGAUGCGUAGGGUCUGGAGGUCCGGUUCUUCUGUACGAGAGUUGGACUGCGCUGGAGGAGGAAUUUCAUCCGUGUCGACGAAGUGCGUGCCGUUGGUGGCCAUCUUGAUGGUCUGGUUUUUGCUCUAAUCUAGAGAUAUGAUGAUUGACCAGAAACGCUCCUAGACUUAAAUAAGGGAUCGGACAAUUACACAAGUUCAGACUCG
This is a messenger RNA of Exophiala xenobiotica, 2770 nucleotides long. RefSeq lists its product as uncharacterized. The transcript has 2 exons. NCBI's taxonomy places the organism in Eukaryota, Fungi, Ascomycota, Eurotiomycetes, Chaetothyriales, Herpotrichiellaceae. The record is from RefSeq and is a predicted model, not a curated record. The coding region runs from base 209 to 1336 and encodes 375 amino acids.